Molecule: messenger RNA, 402 nt
Organism: Echinostoma caproni
Lineage: Eukaryota; Metazoa; Platyhelminthes; Trematoda; Plagiorchiida; Echinostomatidae
Source: the annotation of a GenBank genome assembly
CUUCCACUGGUCAUGUCUCGGACUUUGAAAGGAUUGGUGAGCAAGCGGAAGCGCCGCUUCCAAGAGGAUGGAUUCGAUCUGGACUUGAGCUACAUUACUGCACAUAUUAUAGCAAUGGGAUUCCCGGCGGAGAAAUUAGAAGGUGUUUAUCGCAAUCAUAUUGACGAUGUAGUUCGCUUUCUUCAAACUCGUCAUCCGAAACAUUACAAGAUCUUCCAUCUUCACGCCGCACUAGAUAGUUGUUCGGUCGUCGGCAUUAUUGCAGUUCCUGUAGGUGAACUGUGUAUGGCACGAUCGUAUGCCAAACCGCUGACGAGCGGCGCUCAACGGAAUGUGCAACGUGAUCAGAUUAAUGCUGAUUAUAAAUCUGCUACGCGAAUCCUCGAUCGCGGGAUCAUAUAA